GUUUCUCACCUGCAGUCACACUGUUUUUCGUAGGUCAGCACGGAUGCUGAUUUUUCCAACCAAGGCUUUUUUGGUUUUUACAUCAAAAUUACUUGCAAUCAACACACAAAAUAUCUUCCCCAACAAUUCGUGAUCAUUUCAAGUCCUUGCGCGCACAUUUAGCAAGUAAAAUUGUAGCCCCAAAUUUGACAAUUUACGCAUUGCAAAAACGCAGUCGUCACACCUUUGGCCAACACACCAAUACAACCAAGAAACCCAUUAAAAAAAAGAGGACGGCAAAUCAGCGAACGUUAGGCAAAGGCAAAAAGUCUGCAGAAAGAGAUCGAGUACUGUUUGUGGUACUUUUCGACGCUUCAAUUUUCGAUUUAUACCGAAAACGAAUCGCAUAACCUUUUGGAAAUAUUACGCAAGUAUUAUUUCUGGAUAUAAUUUGUCAAUAAUCAUGGCCCAGUAAAGAUGAAUCCUCAACGCAAAAUAAUCGCUCAACGCACUCCGUGUGGAGACAAACGUCAACGCGAGACGCUGUUUGCUGCCAAUUCGCAGCAGCAAACAACAAAAUCCCAAUUUUCCACUCUCUCCUAUCUACCCCUCAACGAGCACUGCGGCCUAAGCGCAGCCAAAAAUAACUACAAUGGAAAACAACAGCAACAACAACAACAGCAGCAAGAAACAACAACAGCAACAGCGUGCAAACAAAUCAUCUGCUGAAGCUCAACGCAAAUCUAGUGAUUUGUAUGCUAACAACAAGACACGCAAUUCUCGACGACGCGAACAGCUUCCCACACCACGCAGCGAACAACAGCAGCGCAGCACCAAGCAACAACAGCAGCAGCAGCAACAACAACAGCAAUCGGCUAAGUUACGUCCCAAUGUGGACAAGCGUCCACGUGCCCGCGGUGGCGGUGGCAAUGGCAACAGUUGCGGUUAUGGUCAAGAGUCUGGCCAGAACAAUGACGAUGGCCUUGCAUGCACCGGUUCGGAUAACGCUUAUGGCAGCUCCGGACUAGCGGCAACGGGCGCUAGCUACAUGCGUAGUAGUGAUCCUGACUAUGAACUAAACUCUGUCUAUGCGCAUGGCAGCAAGAAGCAGAAUCUGAACCAUCUGCUCAAUUUUCAUUGUGUGCCGCGCCAGUCGUCGUCGUCGUCUGACUGGCACGCUACUGGACAUGGCGCGACUAUUGCACGCCGCCAGCCACGCUACAACAAGGAGCAAUUUCUGCAGGCCAACUUUCAAUUUGUAAUACGGAGCAGUGCUAAGGCGCAGGUGAAUAGCUCACCGGACACGCUAAUUGAUUGGAGUCUAAUCGAACAGAUCAACAUACAUACCACCGAGGAGCCGCAAUGCCCCAUUUGUCUCUAUCCGCCGGUGGCUGCCAAGUUGACGCGUUGCGGCCACGCCUACUGCUGGCCCUGUCUGCUGCACUAUCUCUCGUUGAGCGACAAGACGUGGCGCAAGUGCCCCAUUUGCUACGAUGCCAUCCACGCUGCAGAUCUGAAGAGCUGCACCAUUUUACAGCAGCAUGCCAUGAAUGUGGGCGAUACGAUUAACUUCCAGCUGAUGCGUCGCCUCAAGGGCUCUAUUUAUAUUGAGCGUUAUGCCGGCGCCGCAGCAGUUGGUGGCUCUAUGGAGCAUUUGCGUUUCCCUCUGCUCAGUGCCGUGGAUGAGACGAAGCGCUUUUCCAAGUUUUUGAUUGCAAAGCGCAGCGAUGUGGCCGCCAUUAUUGAACGCGAGCGCCGCGAACUCUUGGCUCAGUCCGAUGAGUCCUGUCCCGAGGAUGUUUUCACACAGCAGGCGCUGCUGACACUCAAUGAACGCUGCGACAGGUUGGGCUUGGAGCCGGAGGAGCAACAGCAGUUGCAGCCGCUACAGCUGGUGGAAGAGGACCAGCAGCCACAAGCUAAAACUCCUGAUGUCGAUGAGAAGGCAGAUGAUGCCUCAGUCUCAUCCUUGGGCGAGGCGAGCUGCAGCAGCAGCUCCACCACCAGCAUCAAUAACAGCAACAAAUAUUAUUAUUUUUAUCAGUCCAACGAUGGACAGAACAUCUACUUGCAUCCAUUGAACGUGAAAAUGUUGCAGGCCUGCUACGGCAGCUUGGACCAGGCGCCGGUGUUGAUCCAAGCGCAGAUAUUACAGAAGGAGCAUCACUCCAUGGACGAGGAGCAUCGCCGCAAAUUCACCUGCUUGGGUCAUUUGCCGCUAACAUGCCAGUUUGCCGUUGUCGAAGUGGAGCUGCAGACUCCAACCAUUACAGGCAGCAUACUCAAGUUGUUCAAGGAUGAUCUGCUACAUCGCAAGAAGGAGCGUCAGCGUCGCGAACGCGAGGAACGCAAACGGGAGCAGCACAUUAACGAGAUCAACGAUCGCCAGAUGGGCAAACUAAUUGCCAGUGCAGCCAAUUUGAAUCUAAGCUCUACUCAUGAGUUUCCCACUUGUGGCUUUGAGGAGGACUUGCCGGCACCACGCGGCGCUUUGCCCAUUGCGAUUGGCCAGGCAAGCAGCGGCCCGCGUUACUCCAGCGUGGCUGCCAGUCCCAAGCAGGAGCUAUGGCCCAGCAUUGGUGGUGCGUCUGGCUUGCAGCAUAGCCCAGGCGAGUUUCACUUGGGUGGUGCCUGGGGUCGCGCUGCUCCACCACCAUCAGUUAAAGUGGCCGCCGCUGCUGCCGCCAGUCGCCCCACUGUGGAUGAGGACAAUGAGUUGCGUGCCGUUGGUCCCUGGGCGCUGGGCGAGUUACUUGUAGGCGCCUUGGACCAGCAGAAGCAACAGCGUGGAGCUAAAUCGAAUACUGCUCCAGUGGAUGCUGUUGCCAGCAACAAGAAGCAAAAGAAAUCAAAGGGCAAGAAAAUGGUGCCCCUAUUUGCCGUUGGAAUGAACCGAGCUCCAUAAAUCAUCACAGAUGGAUGGAUCUUUGGCAUUAUCCAAGAACACUUAUUACACUACAUUAUAAGAAGAAACUUUUGUUUACUAUCAAACGUUAUUGCAAAUAACUCUGUCAACAACCAAUCGCUUUAUAAUUUAAUUAAUCCAUAUUCAUAUGUGCGUGCAUUAUUACAUAAUCCAAUAUUAAUAUAAUCCAAUAAAGGCAAAGAGCAGUGAAAAGUUUAAAGA
Drosophila grimshawi is the source of this 3106-nucleotide messenger RNA. Its product is annotated as RING finger protein 10. Gene Ontology annotation, biological process: positive regulation of transcription by RNA polymerase II. Bases 632 to 2884 code for a protein of 750 amino acids. NCBI's taxonomy places the organism in Eukaryota, Metazoa, Arthropoda, Insecta, Diptera, Drosophilidae. The record is from RefSeq and is a predicted model, not a curated record. Gene Ontology annotation, molecular function: transcription cis-regulatory region binding; metal ion binding. The transcript has 4 exons.